UGAGAGCCGGCACCCGGAAGCGCCGGAGAAAGCGGGGCGCGCAGGCAUCGCGCUGGGUUCCUUCGUCUGCGGGGUCGUGGAGUCCAAGCAGCCUGCAGAGGUGUUAAGUAAGGGUCCUUCAAGGCGGGAACCGUAUUCCAUGCACGGAGGUAGCCCACGUUCAAAUAAAAGUACCGAAAAUCAUAAGGCCCCAGUUCCCAGUUCUGAUGGGAGUUAUCCUCGUGACGCACAGAGAUAAAGGCCAUCCCUGGGUGAAGGUCGGCUUGCUACCAGCAGGCUGCAGCGGGAGGACUGGACCUGGAAGGCUCCCUCAAAAUGGGCCCUGGCUGCAACUCUGGGAGUAACCGGUUCACUGAACGUGAGUCCAGAAUGACGUCCAAGCCCUGAGAAAAGUGGCACAAAGCCACCGCCGCGAAGGUGUUCCAAGCUGCAGGUUACCACCAAAGAACAUGAUUUUGGUCUAGGGGCUCCAGUUUCUGAAGGUGAAAACUACCAGAAUACUCUCCAGCUAGAACAAGAAGCGAGAAACCAAGACAGAUUCAUCUGGACACUGAAAUUACAGAGUGUUGCCAGGCUGGAGUAUAGUGGCAUGAUCUCAGCUCAUUACAACCUCUGCCUCCUGGGUUCAAGUGAUUCUCCUGCCUCAGCCUCCUGAGUAGCUGGGAUUACAGGCGCAUGCCACCAUGGCCGGCUGAUUUUUGUAUUUUUAGUAGAGACGGGGUUUCACCAUGUUGGCCAGGCUGGUCUUGAACUUCUGAACUCAGGCGAUCCACUUGCCUUGGCCUCCCAAAGUGUUGGGAUUAUUGGUGGGAACCACUGCACCUGGCCUCGACAGACAACUUUUAAAACAGUAACUAUCUACUCCGAACAAAUACUGCAGAAGAAGCUACAGCCCCAUUUCACAUUUCUUUAUAGCACAGGCCAAAUAAAGUGCCUAGGCUUUCCACUUUAACAGACUGUAACAAGGAGCCCCACUUGUGCCUCAACCCCUUUUCUUCUCUCCUCACUUGUCCCACACCAGGGUGAUAUCAGAGAAGGCUAAGUGGGAAACUAGGACUUUUAUCCUCACCAGGGGAUAAGGAGGUCCUGAACCCUAUGAUGUCAGCAGAGAUAACAUGAGAAGCCAGGCCAUCUACUCCCACCUUAUUGUACUCGUUCUUGCUGUGGUGGUGUCAGAGAGACCUGAACUUUUACCACCCAUGCUGUCAGUGGGAGACACAUGGGGAACAUUAAUGAGGUGCCUCUGGGAUUCCUCCCAGGCUGAUGAUAAUGGCAGAGGCCCAGUGGGGAGCCUGAACGCUCUUGCUUAGCACUAUCUAGAAACACCACCCUUUCCAGGUAUCAACGGAUGACAAAUAGAGGAACUGGACUUCUACUUUGACCUACCAGAAAUAAGCCAACGUCCCCCCCUCCUUUUUAGUUGGAGCAGUGUCACAGGAGGUCUACUAAAACAUAAGAUCCAGAGUCUUAUAAUGCCAGGUCUCAAUUUUUAAAGAAGACAUUGUCAUCAGAAGAAUCAGGAAGAUCUGAGAAAAGACAGUUAAGAUAAGCCAACACUGAAAUGGAAUGGACGUUACAAUUAUCUGGCAAGGACUUUAAAGCAGUCAUAAAAAUGCUUCUGUAAGCAAUUAUGAUCAUGCUAGAAAUGAAUGAAGAAAAGUCGUCUCAGGAAAAAAUAAGAGAUACAAGGAAGAAUCAAAUGGAAAUUUUGGAACUAAAAAAUAACUGGUUCACAUAAAAAUCAGCAUAUGAAUGUUUAUAGCAACUUUAUUAUAAUUGCCAAAAACUUAGAAGCAACCAAGAUGUCCUUCAAUAGGUGAAUGGAUAAGCAAAUUGUUGUACACCCAUACAAUGGAGUACUAUUCAGUGUCUUUUAAAAAUGAGCAAUGUAGCCAUGAAAAGACACAGUGGAACCUUGAAAUCAUGUUGCAAAGUUGUAAAAGCUGUGAAAUGUAUGAUUGCAACUACAUGAAGGUUAUACAACUAUAGAAACCAUAAAAAGAGCAGUAGUUACCAGGAAUUGGAGGGGGAGGGGAUGACUAGGUAGAGUACAGGAUGUUUAGGGCAAUGAAACUAUUCUGUAUGAUACACUAAUAGUGGAUACAUGUGACCCUAUGUAUGUCAAAACUCACAGAAUGAAUAACACCAAGAGUGAAUCCUAAUGUGAACUAUAGACAUUCGUUAUUAAUAAUGUAACAAUAUUGUUUGAUCAGUUGUAACACAUAUACCACAUUAAUACAAAAUGUAAAUAAUAGAGGAAACUCUUUGUUGAGGGAGAGAGGAAGUAUGUGGGAACUCUCUGUACUUCCUAAUCAAUUUUUUGUAAACCUAAAACUACUCUAAAAACUUAGUCUAUUAACUACAUGAGAGCAAAUGUUUCCAAAUUACCUAUCUGAAAAGGGCUUAAUAUCCAGAAUAUACAAAGGACUUCUACAACUAGCCCCUUUUCCCCAAAAAACUGUAAUUAAAAAAUGGGCAAAGAACUUGAACAGACAUUUCUCCAAAGAAGAUAUACAAAUGUCAGUAAAUACAUGAAAAAGAUGCUCAACAUCACCAACCAUUUAGAAAUGCAAAUCAAAACCAUGAGAUACCACUUCAUUGCCAUUAGGAUGGUUGUUAUAAUGGAAAAUAACAAGUGCUGGUGAGGAUGUGAAGAAACUGGAAAACUUGUGCAUUGCUGAUGGGAAUGUAAAACGGUGCCACCAUGGUGAAAAAUCUUUUGAUGGUUUCUUAGAAUUUUAAAGACAGACUAACCAUACGAAUCAGCAAUUCCAUUCCCAGAUUGAAGAUCUCAAACAGACAAAUCAUGGCUUGGAAGAAUAUGUUAGGAAACUCUUGGAUAGUAAGGAGGUGGUAAGCAGUCAAGUAGAUGAUUUAACCAGCCACAAUGAGCGUCUUUGUAAAGAAUUGAUUAAAAUUGACCAACUUGCAGAGCAACUACAAAAAGAGAAAAAUUUUGUAUUGGAUAUCACUAACAAGGAACUUGAAGAAGCCAAGAUUGAACUCAUUUGCCAGCAAAAUAAUAUUAUAGUAUUGGAAGAUACAAUAAAAAAACUUAAAUCUAUAAUUUUAGAGACUGAAAAAGCGCAAAAUAAAUCUCCUUCUAGACUUGAUUCCUUUGUCAAGACUUUGGAAGCAGACAGAGAUUACUAUAGAAGUGAAGCUCAAAAUUUGAGAAAGAUGAUGAGAAGUAGGUCUAAAAGUCCAAGACGCCUGUCACCAACUGCCCGGGGUGCAAACUGUGAUGUAGAACUUUUGAAGACAACAAGAGAUCGUGAAGAACUUAAAUGCAUGCUGGAAAAAUAUAAGCGCCAUUUGGCAGAAAUUCAGGGUAAUGUCAAGGUUCUUACAUCUGAGAGAGACAAGAACUUCCUUCUUUAUGAACAGGCACAGGAAGAAAUUGCCCGACUUCGACGAGAAAUGAUGAAAAGCUGUAAGAGUCCUAAAUCAACAACAGCACAUGCUAUUCUUCGGCGAGUGGAGACUGAAAGAGAUGUAGCCUUCACUGAUUUACGAAGAAUGACCACAGAACGAGAUAGUCUAAAGGAAAGGCUAAAGAUUGCUCAAGAUACAGCAGUGCAUGAGAAGGCUCACCUGGAACAAAGGAUAGAGGAGCUGGAGUGUACAAUUCAUAAUCUUGAUGAUGAACGUAUGGAGCAAAUGUCAAAUAUGAGUUUGAUGAGGGAAACCAUAAGCACUGUGGAAAAAGAAAUGAAAUCACUAGCAAGAAAGGCAAUGGAUACUGAAAGUGAACUUGGCAGACAAAAAGCAGAGAAUAACUCUUUGAGACUGUUAUAUGAAAACACAGAAAAAGAUCUUUCUGAUACUCAGCGACACCUUGCUAAGAAGAAAUAUGAGCUACAGCUUACUCAGGAGAAAAUUAUGUGCUUGGAUGAAAAAAUUGAUAAUUUUACAAGGCAAAAUAUUGCGCAGCGAGAAGAAAUCAGCAUUCUUGGUGCAACACUCAAUGAUCUGGCUAAAGAAAAGGAAUGCCUGCAAGCAUGUUUGGAUAAAAAAUCUGAGAAUAUUGCAUCCCUUGGAGAGAGUUUGGCAAUGAAAGAAAAGACCAUUUCAGGCAUGAAGAAUAUCAUUGCUGAGAUGGAACAGGCGUCAAGACAGUCUACUGAGGCCCUAAUUAUGUGUGAACAAGACAUUUCCAGAAUGCGUCGGCAAUUGGAUGAGAAAAAUGAUGAACUGGCCCAGAUCGCCAGUGAAAGAGAUAUCUUGGCUCAUGACAAUGACAAUCUCCAAGAACAGUUUGGUAAAGCUAAACAAGAAAACCAGGCACUGUCCAAAAAAUUGAAUGACACUCAUAAUGAACUUAAUGACAUAAAACAGAAGGUUCAGGACACUAAUUUGGAGGUUAACAAGCUGAAGAAUAUAUUAAAGUCUGAAGAAUCUGAGAACCGGCAAAUGAUGGAACAACUACGAAAAGCCAAUGAAGAUGCUGAAAACUGGGAAAGUAAAGCCCGUCAAUCAGAGGCAGAUAACAAUACCCUAAAAUUGGAACUUAUCACUGCUGAGGGAGAGGGUAACAGAUUAAAAGAAAAAGUAGAUUCCCUCAACAGAGAGGUUGAGCAACACUUAAAUGCAGAAAGGUCUUACAAGUCCCAGAUUUCUACCUUACAUAAGUCUGUUGUAAAAAUGGAAGAGGAGCUUCAGAAGGUUCAGUUUGAAAAAGUGUCUGCUCUUGCAGAUUUGUCUUCUACUAGGGAACUUUGCAUUAAACUUGACUCAAGCAAAGAACUUCUUAAUCGACAGCUGGUUGCUAAAGAUCAAGAAAUAGAAAUGAUGGAGAAUGAGUUAGAUUCUGCUCGUUCUGAAAUUGAACUCCUGAGGAGUCAGAUGACAAAUGAGAGAAUCUCCAUGCAGAAUCUAGAAGCUUUGCUGGUGGCCAAUCGAGACAAAGAAUAUCAGUCUCAGAUAGCACUUCAAGAAAAAGAAUCUGAAAUUCAGCUUCUUAAGGAACACCUUUGUUUUGCAGAAAAUAAAAUGGCCAUCCAGAGUAGAGAUGUGGCCCAGUUCAGAAAUGCUGUCACACAAUUGGAAGCUGAUUUAGACAUUACCAAAAGACAACUAGGAACAGAGCGCUUUGAAAGGGAGAGGGCCGUGCAAGAACUUCGCCGCCAAAAUUACUCAAGUACUGCUUAUCAUAUGAGUUCUACAAUGAAGCCAAAUACAAAAUGUCAUUCACCAGAACGUGCUCACCAUCGAUCUCCUGACCGAGGACUAGAUCGAUCAUUAGAAGAGAAUCUUUGCUACAGAGAUUUCUGACGUGAAAUGAUUCUUCACAUCCCUGAGAAAGGUCAAAGUAACAAACUGAUUUUUUUUUGUGCUACAUGAUUGCAUUUAUCUUUUAAAUGCUUGGCGAUGUUAAAUGUAUUUAUUAACUUUGUGUGUCUGAAUCUCUGUUCUGAUGUGCCAUGUUGCAAUGAUCUGAGAAAACUUAUAAAAACAAAAAUGCACAUGGCUCUUUCUAUCCAUGCAGUAAUGGUGAGUGUAAAAUCUGCUUACGUCACUAUUGAACACUGUUAUGUUCACUAUCCGGAGUAAAUAAAGAAGUUUAUUAAAACAGGGCAAAGUGUUUUUA
Molecule: messenger RNA, 5590 nt
Organism: Callithrix jacchus (white-tufted-ear marmoset)
Lineage: Eukaryota; Metazoa; Chordata; Mammalia; Primates; Cebidae
Source: RefSeq, a predicted model, not a curated record